Messenger RNA from Miscanthus lutarioriparius, 537 nucleotides. Lineage: Eukaryota; Viridiplantae; Streptophyta; Magnoliopsida; Poales; Poaceae. The record is from the annotation of a GenBank genome assembly.
AUGGAGAACGGGCACGCCAAGUACCGGGUGGCCGCCAUUGGCAGCGGCAACUGGGGCAGCGUCGCCUCCCGCCUCAUCGCCUCCAACACCGCCAAGCUGCCCUCCUUCUAUGAUGAAGUAAGGAUGUGGGUGUUUGAGGAAAUACUGCCAACAGGCAAGAAGCUAUCCGAGUCCAUUAACGAACAAAAUGAGAACUGCAAAUACUUGCCAGGUAUAAAGCUUGGAAAGAACGUCAUUGCCGACCCUGACUUGGAGAGUGCAGUCAAAGAUGCGAAUAUGCUAGUUUUUGUGACUCCCCAUCAAUUUGUGGAGGGUAUAUGUAAGAAGCUUGUAGGGAAGGUAAGGCCAGGAGCUGAGGCUAUCUCCCUCAUCAAGGGCAUGGAGGUCAAGAUGGAAGGGCCGUGCAUGAUAUCCAAGUUAAUCGCGGAUACACUUGGAAUCAAUUGUUGUGUCCUCAUGGGUGCUAACAUUGCAAACGAGGCAAGCAAGCGUUUGUUCAACUUGCUAUGCAAAGUUUCAUGUAGCCUUCGUUCAUAA